AUGCCCAAGAUUAUCUCCCUCAUCCUAGCAUUCGCUCUAUCGCCCUUGCUAGUCGCAUGUACCCAGAGCGUCCUGUCCCUGGACAAGACAACACCUAACCAGCCCACGGUCGGCUUCGCCCUAACUGUAGAUCACGUCGUCGCAUCUGUUCGUUGGAACAAUGUCUCAACAGAAGACUUGGUAGAGCUAAAAGCGUCCGAAGAUCUCAAGGACCUAUUCGAUGACUGGCCCCGACAAGAGAAGCGAACCACGCGGAAAGAAAAAGGUCUCCCAGCAUCACCAGAAGUAGCAGUCAUCGCGAAGGUCCUCGAAGAGGUUGUUGAGGUAGUUAAGACGUAUGUAGACUCACCAAUUUCGGCCCUGAUUAGCUUUCCCGCACUGCCAGGCCUCUAUCAGGAAGACAUCAGGGACGCAGCGGACUAUGUCGGCCUCGCGAAGUUGGGUCCGUGGCUAGAGGCAUCACAUCCGCACGAGGACGUCGCCGCAUACGCAGGAAACGGUCUAGGUCUCUGUAAGGAGUACCACAACGAAGAGAAAUGCCGUGAAGAGGGGAAGAAUUUCACGUCUCGCCAUACGCUACUGGUCGAACACACCGAAUCCGCGCUUCUUCUACACCAUAACAUCCUUCGCGAACCGAUCGAGACAUCGUACCUAUAUAUGGAUCUUGCAACCUCAUUCGACUUAGGCAGUGCUCAUGAGCCCGACGAACUGGACAUACAAGAUUUUGUCCUAAGUUUCUUGUACCACCAGUAUUACUACCCGACGCCUCAUCUUCCCGACUCAAUUACUGUGAUGAUGACGGGUAGUCCCGAAAGUCUCAGCGAUGGGAAAGCUCGAAGGGUUACGAAACGUGUCAUCGAGGCGCUAGGCGCAAAAGCUGUAAUGGUAGAAGAGAACCCUAGCUUCAAAGCUGCAAGAGGCGCAGCUGAGCUGGCAUGGUGA
Messenger RNA from Alternaria triticimaculans, 942 nucleotides. RefSeq lists its product as uncharacterized. The record is from RefSeq and is a predicted model, not a curated record. The coding region runs from base 1 to 942 and encodes 313 amino acids. The transcript has 2 exons. NCBI's taxonomy places the organism in Eukaryota, Fungi, Ascomycota, Dothideomycetes, Pleosporales, Pleosporaceae.